Messenger RNA from Staurois parvus, 316 nucleotides. The record is from the annotation of a GenBank genome assembly. NCBI's taxonomy places the organism in Eukaryota, Metazoa, Chordata, Amphibia, Anura, Ranidae.
AGACCGUUAUAGUGAAUGCAGGGUCCGGGGAGAGUGAAUAUAGUGAAUGCAGGAUCCGGGGAGACUAGAUAUAGUGAAUGCAGGGUUCGGCAAGAGGGGAUAUAUAAUGGAUGCAAGGUCUGGGGAGAGCGGAUAUAGUGAAUGCAGGAUCUUUGGAGACCGGAUAUAGUGAAUGCAGGGUCCGGGGAGAGCGGAUAUAGUGAAUACAGGGUCCUGGAAAACCAGAUAUAGUGAAUGCAGGGGUCCGGGGAGACCGGAUAUAGUGAAUGCAGGGUCCGGGGAGAGUGGAUAUAGUGAAUGCAGGGUCCGGGGAGAG